Neospora caninum is the source of this 2418-nucleotide messenger RNA. RefSeq lists its product as hypothetical. The transcript has 6 exons. The coding region runs from base 1 to 2418 and encodes 805 amino acids. The record is from RefSeq and is a predicted model, not a curated record. NCBI's taxonomy places the organism in Eukaryota, Apicomplexa, Conoidasida, Eucoccidiorida, Sarcocystidae.
AUGCGUGUCCGAGCCCUCUCACCUGUUCUGUGGUAUCUCCCUGCUUUCGGGCCAACGCCGUGUUCCUCGCUCUCUGCGACCGCUCCGCCUCAUGGUGCUGGGCCUCAGUGUCCGUCGCCUGUCCCACCGGCUUCUCCAUCGCCUCGAGAGAAGCCGACAGUCUGUCUGUACAUCCCGUGCACGCAUGCAGCGCCAUCCCAGUCCGCUUCUUCCGCUCCGUCACCGUCGUCUGUCUCCCCCCCUGGCAGCCCUACGCACAGCCCUCCAGCUGACCCCCCUGCGGCGGCGCCACCGGCCGUGCCGCCCAGCCGGUCGCGCUCGAACUUCCGUUUUUGUUCAGACAGCUGCCGGGAGGGGCUGUUGCUUGCUCUCCCUUCUGUCUCUCCAACCUCCCUGCCGGAAUCUCUUAAGCACUUUCUAAUCUCGUACACUUCGGCUUUCCCGGCGCGAUCUCUUCCACUCCUUUACGUCGACGCCGUACAGGCGGCGUCUCCCGCGUCCGCGCACACCGAGGCGACCGCGGAACUGUCCGCCGAGCAACGCCAAACGUGUGCGGCUGCAGUCGGUCCGCUCGUGGGCACCGCAGAUGGCCGCAUCUCUGCGGCGUAUACGCACUGCGACGACCGGCCGUCAGGGCUUCCCAUUGUCUACACACCUUGCGUGGUGCCUCCCUCGUUCCCGCGCAACCAUGCUCUUCAGCCUCAGAAACUCGGUCGGCUGUUUGCGCACUUGGCUCACCAGAGUGAACGGCGAGACGCGCGAGCACUCGACGAGGGCCGGAGAGAGCAGCGAAGCGAAGCGCCGGAAGCUGUCGAAACGGCGGACGCGAAACAGAUCGCGCGGCGGGACCCGCGCGACUUGGCCGGACGCGCCUCUAGGAAGGGCGAACCCGAAGGCGACUUGCGGCACAGCUGCGCAGACGCCAGAGGGCUUCUCAGGGGAACGCGAACGCUGAGCGAUCCACGCGACCCGACGACGCCCACCGGCGCAGGCACGGAAAAGAGCGGUCGGGCGACGGAGAGCGCAGACAAGAGCUGUACGGAUGGACCACGUCGAGAAGGGCAUGUUCCGGCCUCCAGCGCGCUCUCCGUGUCCUCUCCUCGCCAUUGCCCCGGACACCCAGCGGCCGAAAACCGGUGCGGGCGAGACGGGCGUCGCACGUCCACGGCCCCGCAGACUCGGCGGCUCACGGACGCGCACGAGCCGGCACAGACCAACGUCCAGGCGGCCUCGCAAGCGCGGCGAGUGGCGCCAGCCCGACGCGCUCUGGGGACCUCUGUUGCCUCACGAUUCUCGCUUUUCUCUCCGAUUCAAGACGCCGACGUCACCUGCGCCUGGCUGCGUAGUGUACAUACGGCCGACUACGUGCGCGCAGCCUCGGCAGCGGCUCUCAGCGAAGCGGAGGAACGCAAAAUAGGUCUCCCAGUCACCAAAGGUUACGCAUCCAAAUCGCUUGCAGAGGUGACGUCGACUGUCCUGGGCACCUGGCUCGCCAGUCACUUUGGCAUGGCAUGCGUUGUCGGCGGCGGAACUCACCACGCGAAGAAGGCUCACGGAGGCAAAUUCUGUGUCUUCAACGACGUCGCCGUCGCGGCUGCACUCGCACUCAAACAAGGGAUUGCUGAGGGGUAUCAUACCUGCAAAUUCUGUUUCCUGAUGCCCUCGACGGUCCCGGGAAUGCGCAGGUCAGAUGUCGACGUGGCGCUGCCAGCGGGUACCGGAGACGAAGUGUACUUACACCACAUAAAUGAGGUUCUUCCUCGGAUGCUCCGAGAGCAUUGUCCGUCGCUUGUUUUCUACGUCGCGGGCGUGGAUAUCCACGAGCGCGACACUCUGGGCAACUUCCAAAUUACCGACGCGGGCAUCAAGAAACGGGAAGAGCUCGUGUUCUCCCACUGCCUCCGCUACAAUCAAGAACUCAUGCGGCGCGCAACGCAGAGCGAGGAACGUCCCCGCACGCCUGACGCGGCCGCAGAACGCGGCGCAAGUCCGUGCGAGCCCCCGGGCACGACGCCGCGGCCGAGUGGCGCUUUAGGCGUGACGAUUCAGGGCCGAGACGGCCCCGCUGGCACGCACGGGCGCCGCACGACGUGGACGCAGCAUCCAGACCGAGAGGCGUCUCUCGAGCAGGAAGUGGGAACGCUCACGCACGGGGUGAAGGCGGAUUCCCUUCCGCACAACGGCCGGCCUGGAGACGCGACCCCCGGCCGCGCGGAGACGUCCAAAACGCCGGCGCAUGCAGUCGCGCGCCGCCCCGUCGCUAUCUGCUCCGUCGUCGCCGGUGGCUACAGCGACGACAUCCAAACCACUGUCGAGAGCCACGCAAUUCUUUUCGAGACUGCGGCGUAUUUCUGGACGGAGCGCCGAUUCCCGGACUUCUACACGCCCCCUUACAGGGCGCACUGCUGGCCGUAUUAA